Messenger RNA from Penicillium coprophilum, 1425 nucleotides. Its product is annotated as nucleoporin FG repeat-containing protein. Gene Ontology annotation, molecular function: structural constituent of nuclear pore. The record is from RefSeq and is a predicted model, not a curated record. Gene Ontology annotation, cellular component: nuclear pore. The transcript is spliced from 3 exons. Gene Ontology annotation, biological process: nucleocytoplasmic transport. NCBI's taxonomy places the organism in Eukaryota, Fungi, Ascomycota, Eurotiomycetes, Eurotiales, Aspergillaceae. The coding region runs from base 1 to 1425 and encodes 474 amino acids.
AUGUUUGCUCCCAAGGCAGCAGCGCCUGCCGCAGGUGGACUUUCUCUAAACACAAACUCCACCACUUCUUUGUUUGGCGGUAACACAGCCACAUCCACAGCUACUUCUGGCGCAACUACUACCAGCAGCCUCUUCGGGAACACCGCGAGUUCGACAGCGCCUAAACCAGCAGGAGGAUUAUUCGGCGCUCCGGCGGCAGGGACCACACAAGCACAACCGACUGGAUCCAACAUGUUUGGGGGUCAACAGCAGAGCGGUACUACCGGCAGCAAUCUGUUCGGAGGUACAACUACCACUACACAGCCUUCUGGGACCAGCAGUUUGUUCGGUGGGCCGACUGCUGGCGCUGGCACCGGCACGACUCAAGCAACAACAGGCGGUCUUUUCGGCGGUGGUACAUCCACAGCCCAAGCUCAGACAAAGCCGGCCUUUGCAGGACUCGGCGGUGGACUUGGUGGAGGAUUAACAGGAGGAGCCACGGGAAGCAUGUUUGGUGGCGGCCAGAGCACAGCCCAACAACAACAACCUCAAAAGCCUACCCUCUCUCUCUUCGGCCAGCCCGCACCUACACAGACCACACAACCACUACAACAGAGCACCGCUACCAGCACGGUAAUUCCAGGCGUGAAAGUUGACGUCAGCAAUCUCCUGCCGACCACCAAGUUUGAGAGCUGUGCGGAUGAGAUCCGUAACCAAAUCGAAGCUAUCGACAAGCACAUUUUGAACCAGAUGAAGAUGUGUCAUGAGGUCGGAGACUUACUCCCGACCAUCGAGCAGCAGGGUGCCACAAUUCCUAACGAUGUCGAAUUUGUACAAGGCAAACUGGAAACCAUGCAACAUGCGCUUGAGAACGAUGCUAGUGACAUUGAUGCGCUGCGCAGCCUAGUUACACGGGAUGCGGCCGAGGCCCAAGUUGCGUUCCGAGCAAUUGAUACGCUGAAGCUCCCUCUACAAUACCAGUCCUCUGGCGGUGGGUGGUGGUCUGUGCAGGAUCAACAGAUUCCGGAGCGAUCUAUGCGCUCCAGUCGCAAAAACACACUUGCUCUUCCCGACGGUGUGGAGGGUGACGCAUCAACUGAUGUCAAUGGAGUUCCCGUCAAUCUGGUCGACUACUUCUCUCAUCGCUCGAAGGAGAUGAAGGAAGUUCUUACAAGAUAUACUGGCAACCUCAAAGAGAUCGAGGACCAUCUCCACGGUGUGGAGGCUACACUCAACCGUCAAAUCAGCGAUUUUGUGAGCUCCAAGUCUCGAGAGGGAGCUGCGGGGACACCCCGGUCUACCAUCAGCGAGCUUUCGGGUGUUCUCUCAGAUGUUGAGGCUGGAAUUAUGGGUGUUGCCACUCGUUUGAGCAAUGUAUCGGAACAAGUACAAGAUUUGUCGAUUGGGCAGCAGUCCCUUGGCGAUGGUCGGCUUCAUCUGGGAUAG